AUGUCAGCAUUUAUUCCUAAUCCUCCUAACUCUGCUUGGUAACAGCCUGUCGAUCUUUACAACGAAGAUUUAUUAGAGCAAGAAGAACUCGCAUAUGAGGAAGAACUUAAAGCAAUAUAUGUUCAUGAAGUUAAUUAUAAUUUUGGUAUGGAGUGUCGUGAUGACAACUACUAAGACGAUGAAGAAAUGGAAGAUCCUGAGGACUACGAUGACACUUAAAGAUAGGGAGAAAGAUAUGAUGAAGGAAUGGAUGUUUAAUAAUGA
Molecule: messenger RNA, 264 nt
Organism: Tetrahymena thermophila SB210
Lineage: Eukaryota; Ciliophora; Oligohymenophorea; Hymenostomatida; Tetrahymenidae
Exons: 5
Source: RefSeq, a predicted model, not a curated record